Messenger RNA from Cryptosporidium muris RN66, 2484 nucleotides. RefSeq names its product protein kinase domain-containing protein. The transcript has a single exon. The coding region runs from base 1 to 2484 and encodes 827 amino acids. Lineage: Eukaryota; Apicomplexa; Conoidasida; Eucoccidiorida; Cryptosporidiidae. The record is from RefSeq and is a predicted model, not a curated record. Gene Ontology annotation, molecular function: protein tyrosine kinase activity; protein serine/threonine kinase activity; ATP binding. Gene Ontology annotation, biological process: peptidyl-threonine phosphorylation; peptidyl-serine phosphorylation. Gene Ontology annotation, cellular component: cytoplasm.
AUGUGUAACGGAAAUACAGAAAUUGAAGAGAAGAAAACUUUAGUUUAUAAGACGAUAAAAUCAAUCGUCUUAGGGAUUAUUUCUAUUUAUUGGGAAAGAGGUGGUAGUUGGGAAGUAGUAUCCGAGAAGAUCACACAACAUAUAAUAAAUUACCUUCGAACAGAUUAUGCAAAUGAUGUGAAACAAAAUAUUAACUACUAUUCUGAAAGUUCUGACCGAAGAGAUUUUACAGGUGAUCAGUUGAACAUCAAAAUGAAAGUGGAUGAUAUAGCAUCAUUAGUGAUGCGACUAUAUAAAUUACAAAAUGGCCACUUCCAAAAAGAGACUGAAGCCAAUGACAAAAUACUAGUUGAGAGUAAUAUUAUACCUUUAAGAAAAUCUGAAGGAUCCAGAUAUUUUGAAGAUGUUAGUUUGGAUACUAAUUAUGAGAAUCUUUAUAUAUAUAAACGUUUAUAUGUUAAAAAAAAAAUUAUGAAUAAUGAUUCCACUUUUCUUUCUAGUUAUAUUGAUGUGGGAACUAUAACAGAUUUAAACAUGUACAUCAGGAAGAAUAUCAGCAAGCUAAUGGAAUCAAUAUAUACAAUACUUGAUAAUAAAAAAGUACUAAGUAAACAUUACGCUAUAGCAGAUGUAAUUAGUGAGUAUGAAUAUGAGAACUUGUCAGUUUGUAACUUCCCAUUUUCAUAUUAUGAGAAGCUAUUUUUUGAAUACUAUAUACAUAAUGAAGUAGUAUUUAGGUCAGAUUUGAAUGAAGAUAAAAUAAUCAGGAAUUUACAUGCUAUUGCAAAUAAGUCUUUAACUCUAACACGGUCAGAAUUGUUACCAUUCUUUGAUAUCUGCGACAGUAGUCAAUUUAAUAAGUCUGAAGAGUGGGUAGAAUCACCGUCAUUUGGGAACUUUAAGAGUUUAGAUAGCUCAAAUAUUAUGGAUAUUUCACUUAAUAUUGAGGAUAAGCAAAUAAGUACCAAUAGCUUAUCAUUUGCUGAUAUUGUUGAGAGUGAACAAAGAUCUCAGAAGAACAGACUGCAUCGAAUGGUAAAUACUGGAUAUAAGAAGACUAUUAGUUCUGUGCGUCCUAUAAAUUUGAGAUAUUUCAGUGAUAACUUUAAUAUAUGGGAGAUCUCUUAUAGAAAUUCACUGUCAAAAGAUUUUUGUCUUGAUGAUUUCCAAACAGUUGAAAGCUUUCUAACUAAAAAGGAGAUAGAAUUUACUGAUGAUAUCUUGAUGAAUCCUAGUGUUAUUUAUUCAAAAAUUGAAAAUUGCAAUAUAUCUCCCAAGGGAUCAGAAUCUCUAUCAUUAACUUUUGAAGAUAUAGUUAGAGUUAUAGAUGAGAGAAAUCUCAUUGAUUUAAUUAUGGGUAAUAGGUAUUUAUUGAUUCAUGUAUUAUCUGAUGGAACAUAUGGGAGGGCUUAUUUUGCAAUUGACCUUUUAUUUUUUAAAUGGGUAUGCUUGAAAAUAAUGAAAAAAGGAAAUAGUGAUGUAAACUAUUUUUCUGAUUCUUUACUGGAAGCGGAAAUUCUGAAUGAGUUGUCGCUUAAUAAAGAGGUUAAUUAUAUACCAAAAUACAUUGAUACCCUAAUCAGUCAUAACCAUAUAAUGAUUGUAACAGAGUUACUAGGACCAAAUCUGCUUAUGGUACAAGAUAAACAUUUAUCUUAUUUUGAAGAUGAUACAAUUUUAGAGGCACCUAGUGUUAAUGGUUACAGUGAUAUUUAUCUUAACAAAAAAAUUUUUAAUGAACCAAUUAAAAGAUUCUAUACACUUGGGAGAAUUCAGAGAGUAAUAUUUCAACUUUUAAAGUGUUUGAGUAUAGCGCAUGGAAAUUAUAAUAUUGUACAUUGUGAUAUUAAAUUGGAAAAUAUAGUCUUCGAUUGCAUAGAUGCAAACGAUAUAACUAACUCUUGUAUAAAUAGUUUCAAUAAUUGUUUGGAUCUUAUUAAAGAUCCUAUUUAUAUUAAAUUAAUAGAUUGGGGUAGUAGUACGAAAUUGCACUUCGAGAAGAUAGAAUGUGGCAAAACUUACAUACAAAGCCGCUAUUACAGAUCACCUGAAAUUUGUCUAGGUUUGCCGUAUGACGAGAAAACUGAUAUUUGGAGUGUAGGGUGUGUAAUGGCUGAGCUUUGGAUGGGAAGACCAUUAUUUGCUCCUGCACAAUCUACUCAACAACUUUUAUCAAAUAUUGUACUAAUAAUGGGGCAACUUUCAUUAGACAUGGUUACAAGAUCACAAUUUGCUAGCAAUUUAAUAACAAAAGAUGGGCAUUUAUAUGAAAAAAUUUACAGUAACAGUGACUUUGGCACUAAUAAAAUUCGUGUCUACACGAGAAAUAACUCGGCUACACUUGAAAGUCUUCUAGAUUGUCAAGAGACAUUAUUUAUUGACUUAUUGAAAUUACUGUUAAAGCUCAAUCCUUCUGAGAGGAUAUCUGCUUCCGAUGCAUUGAUGCACCCAUGGUUUGAAAUAAAAUAUGUUGAUGGUUUAUAA